UAUUCCUUAUUAAAAUGGAUCAUUCUUACUUUGGAAUCAAAAGACAAACAGGCACAUGCCAAUGAUGAUUUUGAAAAAGGAUUGAGUGUUUUAAAGUGUGAAAUACAUGAAAUUCGAACGGCCGAAAUGAUCCACCAAAAUGUGUACGACGAGGGCGUUGAAUUUUUAAGCCAAUGCAACACCUACAGGCAAACACAAGAUUCUAACAUACGAGAUGAUGUGUUAGAUAGAAUUUUUAAAUCUUUAAAAAUGAAGGUUAACAGUGCCAAGAGCAUACUCUUUUAUGUAAAUCAAUUGACGAUUUCUCAGCGAUCGCUUGCAAAGUUAACUCAAGAGCUGCAAGAAAUAAAGGUUCAAAUAGUACAACAUCAACAAGAGCCUGAAAACUCGAAAAAGUUUCUUUAUGAACAGAUAGAACAGAAUAGUAAAAUUUUAAAAACAAGAGAUCGAAAUGAAGCUGUUAUUUAUCAAGCUCAACUUGGAAGCGCCACUAAUAUUCGUUGGAGUGAUGAUACCUUUAACAAUCCUAUUCAGCUGACAAAGGCAAUUGAAAAAUUACACCAAAAGGUUGACAAUUUUACUAAAGUUAAGGGGAAAUACUAUGUUAUAAAUGAAAAGUCGGCAUUAUGUUUAUUGGAAAAAUACGAAAGCAAAAUUCGCAUGGUUGAUGAAGGCUUCAAAUUAUUGGUAAAUUUUGCACUUCAAAGAAUGAUACUUGAACUGAUUUUUAAUGCCGCUGAUGAAUUGUAUAAAGACUCUGAACGGGAUAAAAUAUUAUACUGA
Dentiscutata erythropus is the source of this 783-nucleotide messenger RNA. The record is from the annotation of a GenBank genome assembly. NCBI's taxonomy places the organism in Eukaryota, Fungi, Glomeromycota, Glomeromycetes, Diversisporales, Gigasporaceae.